Messenger RNA from Lymnaea stagnalis (great pond snail), 8887 nucleotides. The record is from the annotation of a GenBank genome assembly. NCBI's taxonomy places the organism in Eukaryota, Metazoa, Mollusca, Gastropoda, Lymnaeidae.
AUUGUAUCAAAGUAUGAAUGAUAGUGUAACUUGUCUUGUAACAGUUUCGCUGUAGAGCAUCCGUCGUGUACCUUUGUCAUUAAUAAUUUGUGUCACUUGUCACUUGUGUUUAAGAACACGUUCUAUUGGUAUUAUUAGGUCUAGGAGUUUUUGAUAACACAAGACACAAGGCUUUGUAUUCGCAAUGAGUGCAUUGAGGUUUGUUUGUUAUAUUGCCGUCUUACUAUUAAUAUUAAUUUUAAAAUAAGUUAUUCAGUAGAUUUGAUAUAUCAAAGAUAUGGAUUGAUUAUCUGAUUUUAUCGAAUUCAAAUCAUUAAUAAUUAUAUAAAUUUAGUUAUUAUUUAUUUAACUUUAAAAUUUUAAUUGUCUUUCAAACUACUUGAAACUUUGGCCUAGACUAGGUUACAGUUACUAACUAGUUACUUUAUUACAAAAUUAAGUAUUUAAAUUAAUUUAAUAAUGCUAUAAUUAUAAUUUAAUUUAAAUGAUAGAAAAAUGAUUAGUUCUAAUUCUAAUAAAAUAAUAGUAUGAUAUUAUAUGUAAAUGAAGUAAAAUAGUCUAUUUAAAAACUAUUUGAAUUUUGUGUAGUGAUUGUCAUAGUCAUAACUUACUUAAAAUUAAAAACUACCAUGCCAUCAGAGUAUUAUCCUGCCUUACUUUAUUAAAGUUUAUUUUAGGCAGCUACUUUACAACAGUACUACAAGUGCUAGUACUAGUAAUAAUAACAACUAAAAUUUCUCUCAGAUUUUUAACUUAAAAAACAGUGUUUCUUUCAGUUUCAGAGCAUCUUUUUUUCUUCUGUAAAAUAUGAUAAAAUAUUUUUAUUAAAAAAAAAAUUAUAAAAGAGUAGUACUCCUCCGAAUGCCAGUCCCACAUUCAUAACACUAGUAAAAUACAUUGAAUGAGCAGUUACUUUUGCAUUCAAAUAAUUUUUACCAAGGACAUGGACAUGUCAAAUAUGAUAGGCCAAAUUGUCAGUCAACAGCUUAAAGUACUGUCCGAAAACAUGUUCUUUGUGGCUAAAGCGUGACUGGAAAGCAUACAUUACAAGUAGUUUGAUAACUCAAUUUCUGCUUGGCCUACUGAACUUGAAACCAAUUGUCAAUUGUGAUGCACAAUGCAGAAAAAAGUUUUUGAAGUUUACAAAGGUGACCCAACUUUCCAUGCUUUUGAAAAGCAUAACAUGCUUGCAUGUCACUUUGUAAACCCUAUUGACUAUAGAAUAUCAUCAUGGCUAUUUUCUGUGAACUAAGCCCACAGUUUGCAAAAAAUUACCUGGUGCGUAAAAGGCCAUCUCAUACUGCACCGAUGGCAUUUCCAUGAGCAAACAUCAGAUGACUCAGCAUGUCAGACUAAAGACAUGGGAUAUUGACAGUUAGGCAGUUAUUACUGUUUUGUAUUAGAUGGUGUUCAGCGAGCCACACUAACCAAAGCAUGCUGUCAUUCAGUGCCUUCAGUUUGUCGUAAGUUUUCAUAAUUAGGCUAGUAGCAUGGCACUUUCUAACAAAAAGUAAACUAUUUGACAUUUGGGACUGGCGUUCGAAGGAAUGCCCUUUUUAUACCUAUUAAAAUUAGUGAAAUGGUGGAACUAAUGAAAUAUCAGUAGGCUCGAUAUAUAUAAAUAGAUAUAUAUAGAUAGAUAUAUAUAUAGAUAUAUAUAUAUAUAGAUAUGUGGGGGGGGGGGAGGCAUCCUUCAAUGAUGUCACCCUAUUUGGGAUACCCAUCAUCACAAAUUCGUUAAACAAUUUAGACGCCCUCAUUAUUUUUGCCACAAAAUCAUGACUACCCCUUCCCCCCUUGAUGCAUGACAUCAUUUGUGGAUGUUUCGUACCCAUAGAGUUACAGCAAAUUUAGAUACAUUGUUAAAAUUUAUGUCAUGGGCCCCACAAAUCAAUUUUUUUUUCCAGUGCAGCUGUUAGCUUAAUGAACUCCCCCCCCCACAAAUAGUCUGAAAGAAACACUGCAGUAAUGCAAACUGAAUGUAGUUUAAAGGUCUAUAAUACUAGUUUAUAUUGUAUAAUUAAGGCUACCAGUACUUAUUAAUUAGAUUUAUAGUAAUUAUUAGAGCAAAGUUGAGUGGAAUCAAUGACCAUGCCAUUGAACAUCUAUUUUUACAAACUUUAAAAAUGAAGCAAUUUUUUUAGCUUAAAAAAAUGUAACAGGUUUUACAUCUUAUUACACAAAACAUAAUAUGUGUAACAAUGAGUUCAAUAACUGUAACAAAAUUAUAAAUAGAAGGGGAAGUAAUCUCUUGGUGGGUACAAAGUCCAAUUUCUCAUUACACAUACCUUACAUGACAAAGCAAAAAAAUAACCACAUUUUAAAGUUUAAUAGAUACAAGUUACACAAGGGACCAAUUUAAGAAAUGAUGUAAAAAAACAAUAACUUCCUUUGUAAUUAUCAUUAUUGAAAAUGAAAGCCUGUUUUUAUUUUGAUGUAUAUUAAUUGGUUGAUAAACUGAGAUUUCCCAUUUUUAAAAGAACAAUUUUCAUGGGGAAACAUUUUACAUGGCUUUUAUAUGUUAAUGUUAUUGUUAUGAGAAGAUUUUCUUGGUGAUGUGGUGACCAGACAUAUGCGCACAAGACAAUUGCGCACACGACAAACGCGCACAGACAAUCCCGCAAUGACACAAAUGCGCACAGGACAAACGCGAACACCGAUAGUUGCGCACACGGACAAUGGCGCACACAGACAAAUGCGGACACCGACAAUCCCGCACAGUGACAAAUGCGAACGGCUAUAUAAGCGCACACCGACAAAUGCGCAAAUAGCAAGUUAUGCAUCGCCAAUUUAAAGAUGAUAAUGGAUUUAGUCUUAGUUGGUUUUCAGCCAAAAUACAUCAUGUUUAAAGCUAACAAUAUAUUAAUAAUCAUAAUAAAUGUAAUAAUAAUUGUAUGCAUAUUUUAAAAAAAAUUAACUUUUAAAUGUAUAGACUAAUAGUAUAGUAAUAAAAUGUUCGUUCUAGUAGUACUGCUACGUCAUGAUUUUUAACAGAUGUCAUUUAAAAAAAUUUAAUUGGAUAUUUAAGUCUUAAUCAGCAUGUUAAAUCAUCGUAGUAUGAUGGAAGCUCGUAAAAUGAUUAUUAAACAAAUAACAGCAGUACUACUACUUAAGCAUAUAGUUGAAAAUAAGACGUAUACUUAUACAUUAUACUAAAAAUAAUUGUGUUUUUUUUUUAAUAAAAGAAAGAGGAAUAUUAGUCUUAAAAUAAGAGUUGGCAUUGCACGUUUCUAAAGGCAAAGUACGUUUUAAAACAUGCAUUCAUGCAACCGAUUUGAAAAAUUUUUAUUAGUGAUUAACACGUAGUUUUAUUCCGACCCCUCUUUCAACCCGCAGAUUUAUUAGGUACAUAAUCUUGGUUAUUUAUAGUGUAGAAGGAAGUCCUAAUUGAAUGAUGAAAUUACUGUUGAUAUUUUAUUACACAUAACUUUGCAAUUAGGAUUUAAACUACCAUUAGAACAAUACGCAAACUUAAAAUGAAAGGUUAUUACUACUCUAUAUAUUAUUAUAAUUUCCAGCAAUAUUCUUUCAGUUAAAAUUAUUUUUUUUAUACCUGUUGCUAUUAAGUAAGCUCUAGUGCUUCCUCAUUAAUUCUGUAAUAGUUAAGUAUUAGUAUAGUAGACUCUAGACAAACACAUAUGUUUGGGGGGGGGGGGAUGAUUUUUAAGGACUCUUUGCCAAUAAGUCAAUUAAAUGACAAUGUGAAGAGUUUGUAGCACUAGAUUUAAAAUUUAAUAGCUUUUUAUUUGUUAUUGAAUACUUCUCAAAUGUUCAGAUGAAAAGUAUUUUUUUAAAAUAACUCAAUAUAUUUUUAAGUGACUUGCUUUAUGGAAAGUGUGAAAAUGAAAGGCAGUAUUUUCAUUAAACAUUGUGACGAAAGUUUACAAAUAGUUUUGAUAUUUUAGUGUAUCUCCCUAGCCAUAAUGGCUAUAAUAAUUACAUGUACUACCAUACUGAAUCAUAUCUGUCAGUAGUUUAAAUGGCCAAAGAAAGUGUAUAUCUAAGUUAGUUUUUUUUUGGUCAAUCAAAGAGUUAUUAAGUAGUGAACCUGUCAAAUUGUCGUGUGUAACAAGAUUUAAUAAUAAUUUCAUAUGUGUAUGCCUCAUGUAUACAUUUCUUUAUUUUUUCUCUUUUAAAAAUUCAAAUUUUUUAGAAACAUUUAACUGUUAUGUGUUUUAUUUUGAAAAGUUUAAAUGUACAUGUAAUUUACAUUUUAAAGAUAAUUCAACCAUUUUUCUUUCUUUUCAUUACAAUUUUGAAACUAUCUUCUUCUUCUUAUCUGUUUCAGACGCUCCUUCUAUACAGAAGAUUAUUGCGUCCUACGCUUAUCUAUGGUUUGUGUUUAGUCCUGCAUUCUUUUUAGAGUUUUAAAUGUUGAUAAAGUGUUGGCUUUCCUGGUUUCUUCAGGCAACCCAUUCCACGCCCGAAUUCCGGACGGAAGAACGAAAAUUUGUAUGAGUUUGUUCUAAUAAAAAUUUUUCAAAUCGGUUGCAUGAAUGCAUGUUUUAAAACUUACUUUGCCUUUAGAAACGUGCAAUGCCAACUCUUAUUUUAAGACUAAUAUUCCUCUUUCUUUUAUUAAAAAAAAACACAAUUAUUUUUAGUAUAAUGUAUAAGUAUACGUCUUAUUUUCAACUAUAUGCUUAAGUAGUAGUACUGCUGUUAUUUGUUUAAUAAUCAUUUUACGAGCUUCCAUCAUACUACGAUGGUUUAACAUGCUGAUUAAGACUUAAAUAUCCAAUUAAAUUUUUUUAAAUGACAUCUGUUAAAAAUCAUGACGUAGCAGUACUACUAGAACGAACAUUUUAUUACUAUACUAUUAGUCUAUACAUUUAAAAGUUAAUUUUUUUUAAAAUAUGCAUACAAUUAUUAUUACAUUUAUUAUGAUUAUUAAUAUAUUGUUAGCUUUAAACAUGAUGUAUUUUGGCUGAAAACCAACUAAGACUAAAUCCAUUAUCAUCUUUAAAUUGGCGAUGCAUAACUUGCUAUUUGCGCAUUUGUCGGUGUGCGCUUAUAUAGCCGUUCGCAUUUGUCACUGUGCGGGAUUGUCGGUGUCCGCAUUUGUCUGUGUGCGCCAUUGUCCGUGUGCGCAACUAUCGGUGUUCGCGUUUGUCCUGUGCGCAUUUGUGUCAUUGCGGGAUUGUCUGUGCGCGUUUGUCGUGUGCGCAAUUGUCUUGUGCGCGUUUGUCACGGAACCGAUUUUCUUAUGUAAAAUUCUUAUACUGGUUAUAAAUUGUGGUAACAUUCUUAUAAUUUAAGUUAUCUUUUUCUUGCUCUUUAACCAGAACAAAAGCAGCUGCAUCUGUGUGGAGAAAUGCAAAUUUGGGUCAUUGGAAUGUGACCAAUGUCACUGUGACUAACUCCCCAUUUUGGUGUUCCAAAUUCACCAUACCUGGGUUGACACAUGAAAGUUUUGAUAGAGAUGGUAAAGUAUUCGUCUAUUAAGUUUAACCACAAACCAUAUGAUAUCACUGUUAUUGUUUAAAUGUAUUUCACUACAUGAAGCAGUGAUACAUACAUAUACAUAUAUAUAUAGCUUUUGUGUAUGCAUAUACAUUUUUAUGUUAUUAAUCAAUAUGUAUAUACAAGUUAAAGUACUAAAUGUCAUAAUAUUAUUUAAAGUUUAUUAAAACUGUUUUUUUUUCUCCAUUGCACCUUCCAGGGAAUGUCAAAAUGACGAGCAUCAUGCUGACAUCUGUCAUUGCUAGGCAGUUUGUUCUGCACAAACCCUUCAAUGACUCUGGCAGUAUUUUCCUAGACUGGCCUGCAUUAACAGAAGACAGAUUCACUUUUGUUUCUUCAACUCAGUUCAAAAUGUCUAAAGCUUUGUAUGGUUCCGAAGUCCCAAAGUGGCCACUGGAUGUAGAAUUCAUCCUUGGCUUUGUUGGGAACUCUUCAAUGGCGGGUGUUACAAACUUCUACAACGUUGGUGAAACCUCUGAGCCGCUGUGGACGCAAAUCAAUCAGCUUGUUUCCAUUGACAAAGUCACAAGAAAGCCAACCCCGCUGCCUGAUUGGUUUAAAGACAAGUAUAAAGGAAAGGGCUGCAUGGACCAAGGCCUUAUCAUUAAGCCAUUCAACAGACCGUCAUUGACCUACAGUAUGCCAGUUGUGGUAAGAUUUUUCCAUCUUGUAAUUAAUUUCCCUGGAAUUAAAAUAGAAACAAUGACCCUUUUUUAAAAUUUUGGUGCUUCCAGACCUGUUUACUCUUACGAUUUAAGCGUACAAUGUAAGAUUUUGCGGUGUAUACAAUAUAUGUACUGUAUUUUUAUUUUUUUACUAUAUAGAUAAGGUAUUGAACAAUUUUGUGAUGAUAUUGUACAAUUAUAAGAGUUUGAGGGUAAACAGUUCUGUGCUUGCUACCGAUGCUGAACACUAACAUUUCAAAAAAAUGUUGUAAAAUUCUUGCAGGUCAGAUGGUCAGACACAGAUAACUAUAACCAUACCAACUUUGCAUCCUACGUACACUGGGCCAUUAACGCCAUCCAUGCUGCCAUCAGAGAAGAGGAAAAAGCCAAGGGUCUGAAAUCAACAGUUAGCGCAGACCAACUGCCUAGCAGUGCCCUCAACGGCAUAAACAAAGACAUAGUUUCCAAUGGCCUGAAAGAUGUCCAGAUCUGUUAUCUCAAUGAGAGCCUGGAGGGACAAGCUCUAAAUGUACAUGUCUGGCAACAGGACAAUCUGGAGCAUAAAGUUUUUACAUCCAUCGAGAGAGGGGAAGAUGAUAUAUGCCAGCUUCAGUUUGAGUACUUCAGUUCUUCAACAGAUGAAGAAUCUGCAGCUACAAAUAACAAAAUUUGAAUCCGUAUGGACACUGCUAGCUAUUUAUUUUAGAUAUUUUAGGAGCCUCACAUGUACAUACAAAAUGGAGAAGGAGAUGCCUUGCUCUUAUGUUUAUAUUGAAUAACUUUUUUGUUGUAUCAUAAAACAUAAGCUCUCAAAUUAUUUAUUGGAUGUACUUAGGUUGUUACUAAGAUAGGAUCUUUAGUAAACUAAAAAUAGAACCGUGGUACUCUAUCAUCCUGGAAUACCAUGUAAGAAUCUAAUCAUCAUGAAAUUGGCUGGUUUAUCAGUAUUUGCUCUCAGAGAGACCACUUAAAGAAUUUUUUUUUUUCUCUUGCAGUGAAGAAAGCGAUUGAAGUAAUUUAAUUUAAUAUCAUCUAUAUUUGGCUGUCCUCCAGAUACAAUAAGUUACAUGGAUUAUUGAGAUUAAAGAAAUUUUCACUGUAAAAAAAUAACACAAUUAGAAAUUUAAAGCUCCUAAAGCCAUUAUUUUUAACUGCUGAAUAUUAAUAAGUACUCACUGGAUUUGAAUUCACAAUUUAAAUUUAUUUUAACUGAAACCGGUGCAUGAAGAAUUGAUUAUAUUGAACAUAAUGAUUUUAUAAUAAUUUUUUUUGAACUGUUUUUUUCAUUUUGUAGAGGUUAGUAAAAAUAUUUCAAGGGACCGAAACGUUUUUUAAAAUCUGUUGAAGAAUGCCUGGGAUAUUGUUACAUGUCAGCAACCUUGAUAUAGUAACAUGUCAGCAACCUUGAUAUUGUCACAUGUCAGCAACCUUGAUAUUGUCACAUGUCAGCAACCUUGAUAAUGUCACAUGAUAGCAACCUUGAUAUUGUCACAUGUGAGCAACCUUGAUAGUGUCACAUGUCAGCAACCUUGAUAUUGUCAGAUGUCAGCUACCUGUGAUGGUGUCAUGUCAGCUACCUGAUAGUGUCGUUUUUCAACAACCUGUACAUUAAUAUCAUUAUGUAGGGAACCUGUGACGGUGUCACACAUCAGCAACCUGUGAUAUUGUCACCUGUCAUACAUAUCAAGUUAGGCCGCUGUUUUUUAAUAGGCUUGCUUUUCUCUGCUUAUUUGUUUUGAUCUGUGUUGAACUAACUUCCAUUGUUUGGUCUGAGUACCAGUAUCUGCCAGGUUGCCAACAAAAGCUAAAUCUGUUUUACCAAGAACAUGAAGCAUCGAGCCAGUGAGAAUACUCUCACCACUGCUGACUAUUUAUGUCUUGCAUGAAUGAUCAAUUGUUAAAAUACGCAAAGAAAUUGAUUUUUGAUCAAUGAAAAAAUUUUUUUUUAAAAAUUGUUUAAGAUUAUAUCUUGUAUAAUAAAGGACAUUAAUUAAAAAUAAGGCAGAAAAAAUAAUUGAUUUUAUUUUUAACUACACCUUUUUGUUUAAGUACAAUAUAUGGUAAUAAUCAUUUAAUAUUUAAAUUAUCCUGUGCCAUAAGUUUAGAAUAUGUCAAUAAUCUAUUACAAGUACGUGUAUCACAAUUGUAUGCAUCAAUUUGUUUUAAAUGUUGAUAUUGAAGCUUCGUGCAGAUUGUUUUAUUUAUUUAGGAGAAUUUCAAUGAAUUGCUCUUUCAACUUUUAAAAAAAAAUACAUUAUUUAAAGACAAUAAAUAAUAAUUUACAGAAUAAAAUAGAUACAGAUUUGUAUGUAAUUAGAAUAUCAACAUUUGUCAAUAAUGUGAUGCGCCCCUUCCCACCUUAUUAUCCCCACAUUGUUCUAUGAACAUAUGGUAUUAGACAUGUUGGACCCACCACUGAUAAAACAUUUGACUCCAUUGAUGACAUCAUUUUCCAGAGCCAGAAAUAAAAAAAAUAUGGUCUAAUCAGAUUCAUCCUGCUAUGGUCUGAAAGAGCUAAUAUAAAGCUAUGGUCUGAAAGUGCUAAUAUAAAGCUAUGGUCUGAAAGAGCUGAUAUAAAGCUAUGGUCUGAAAGUGCUAUUAUAAAGCUAUGGUCUGAAAGAGCUGAUAUAAAGCUAUGGUCUGAAAGAGCUGAUAUAAAGCUAUGGUCUGAAAGUGCUAAUAUAAAGCUAUGGUCUGAAAGUGCUAAUAUAAAGCUAUGGUCUGAAAGUGCUAAUAUAAAGCUAUGGUCUGAAAGUGCU